CCAGCAGUCAGCUUGUUCCGCUUGGACGCAAUGGGCGCUUUGUACAUCAGCAUCCUGAAAGAUGCCGAUUUCUGGCAAGGACCGGGAAUUUCCUCUUCAUGGGUGCCAGCACUGCCCUCAUCGCCCAGGGUGCGCUGGCCCGAGAUGCCACCUCCGCGGGGAGUAUUAUGCGCCUUCACCCCUUGCUCAUGGGCCUCGCCUUUUCGCUGAUGAUUAGCCUCGGCUUUUGGAUGUACAACUACGAGGACCUGCCAGGGGAGUGGAUCGACACCCGCGAGAGCCGGCGGAAGAUCCACGCCUUCUGUCAAGCCUGCGGGGCCGCGUUGGCGCUGGCUGGCUACGUGGUGAACUACCAGGCACACCAGGGCACCAACCAGGCCCUCUUUGCUGUGUCCAGCUUUUCUGAGGGGCCUGCGUGGCUCCGGCUGGGUCACAUUUUCAUAGGCUAUGCCUGCCUUGGCGGGCUCGCGGUGCAAGUGAUGGUGGGCAUUCUCAAGUAUCGCAUUCUUGUGGACGACAACGAUGGCAACGAUAGCGAGUGGUCUGUUCACGAGUACAUCGGAAACACAGUCUUUGCGCUGGCAAACUUGAACCUUCUAACGGGCCUUUGGCUUUGGAAGGAGUACUCCAUCGCAGUCCGCGUCAUCAUUUCCCUGACGCUGGUGACCAGUCUCGCCUUUGGCCCUCGCUGGGAUGGCACACGAGGCUUCCUCAGCAGUGAGGCGGAGCGACCAAGGAGGAAGAAGAAAGCUGGAGCAGGAGAGAUGGCCUUCCGAACCGUGCUGGGCCGGACCUGACAACGCCAAGAGCAGCGCUGGAGCUUGUGCAAGAGACCACGGU
This is a messenger RNA of Effrenium voratum, 840 nucleotides long. Lineage: Eukaryota; Dinophyceae; Suessiales; Symbiodiniaceae. The record is from the annotation of a GenBank genome assembly.